UCUUUAUGCUCACGUCCUUCACAUUCUAGAUUUGAAGUUUUUGUGACUGCAAGGAUCCAUACUCUUUGGUUUUUUCGUUCUAGGAGACGUUGUUGGGUACCGGCGAGGGCGAUGACAGCGCUGGGAGGAGAGCGGAGAUCAGGGCGCUGGCUCCUGGCGCUCGCGCUCUGCGUCGCGUGCGCGGGAUCGAGCGCGCUGCCGUCGCACAGAGGGCAGCCGCAGAAGCUGCUGCUCGUCUCGUUUGACGGAUUCCGCUGGAACUACGACCAGGACGUGGACACCCCGAACCUGGACAACCUGCGCACCAUCGGGGUCGCGGCGCGACACAUGGUGCCGCCUUUCAUCACGAUAACCUCUCCGUCGCACUACACCCUCGUCACUGGUAAACACAUCGAGUCGCAUGGCGCGGUUCACAACCAGCUCUACAACGUGGAUCCCUGGGAAAAGCAGGGCUACCACGCGGCACAGAAGCGCUCCGAGUGGUGGAACGAGACCCUCCCCAUCUGGAUCAGCGCUCAGAAACAGGGCUUGAAGACCGGCUCUCUGCACUUCCCCGGCGGUGCGGCCACGUACGAGGGCCAGACCGUGUACAGGUCGAUGCUGGAAGAGUCCACCUACAACUACAGCAACGAGACAGAGUGGAGGCUCAACGUGGACACCGUCGUGGACUGGUUCGUCCUGGACCAGCUGGACUUCGUGGCGCUCUACUUCGGCGAGCCCGACUCGGCGGGCCACAAGUUCGGGCCGGAUUCGGAGGAGCGACAGGAGAAGGUGAGGCAGGUGGACCGCACGGUGGGCUACCUGCUGCGCAGCAUGGAGGAGAGAGGCCUCACGGGCAACACGAACGUCAUCAUCACUUCGGACCACGGCAUGACGCCCACGCAGAAGGCGCCGGCCGUGGAGGAGAUCGUGCUGUCGAAGUUCAUCAACUUCAAGAAGGACGUCAAGUUGGCCAUAGUGGACUACGGGCCGUUCGCCAUGAUUCAGCCCAAGCAGGGCAGGGAGGAGGCCGUGUACCAGGCCCUGAAGGACGCCCACCCGAAGCUGAACGUCUACAGGAAGGAGGAGUUCCCGGAACGUUUUCGCUACCGGGAGCACAGGCGACUGCUGCCCAUCAUGAUGUACGGGGACCUCGGCUACGUGGUCAAUGGGAGGAUGAUAUUCCAGCUCAACAAGGGUGAACACGGCUUCGACAACGCGGAGUCGGACAUGUGGACCAUCUUCCGCGCUUUCGGACCUCGCUUCCGUCAGGGCUACGUGGCGGAGCCGUUCGCCAGCGUGCACGUGUACGCGCUCAUGUGCGAGCUGCUCGGGGUGCAGCCCGAGCCGCACAACGGCUCCCUCGCCUUCACCCGGGACAUGCUCGCUGACUCGGUCGGCGACGGCGGAGAUGGCGCGGAGGACCCUCAAGCUCCCACCAGGUCUGGGCUCAGGGAAGGUCUCAUUGCUCUCACAGCGGUCGCCGCAUGUCUCUUCCUGGCCUUCAUCGUGGCAACGGUCUUCACGAUGUCGAAACGGGCUGGAAAAAGGAGUAAAAACAACACAACCAAGACGGUACAUGAGGUGUCACUCUAGGAGGAUGUCAUUCCCCCGAACCUCCGAUUAGCACGGUCGGCAACGUAUGGUGCGAAAGAAGUUCAACAUGCACACUAACAUGACGAAAUGUUUUCGUUUGGAACGAUUGCCAGUGAUUUUUUUGUUUCUUUUAGGAUCUACUCUCAACAGUUAAACUAUUCGAAAAUAUAUAUUUACAUGAUGUCCCCGAUGAUUUAGGAAAUUACCCAUUAAGGAUAAUUCUAUACCAAGCUUGAUGCUUUAUGCUCCGCACGCCCGCUUACAUGAAAUGCUUGGAAGACGUCAGCAGAGGCCACGAUUGCCACCACAACUCGCCAUCACUUCCUUGCUUCUGCCCUGAUGUGAACGACCAAUGUUCUUUAAGCUCACGCCUUUCAAAUAAAAGAGUAAUAUGCUAACGGGAAAAAAAAAUAAACGUGCACGUUGUGAGAUUCGACGAUUCGGAUUCAACGCUAAUAUUUGUGUUACAGUUUGUUAAAAAUGUAUGAAUACAUCUGUAAGCAGUUUACUAUCUGCACAAAAGUACAAAUAUGCAGCAUUUGCAUUUUUUUUCGUUCUGCAAAUAAAAUUUACUUCCUGCGGAGCGCAUAAUAAAAACAGACGUGCCAUGAUUUUGCUUGUGCAGCAGCAACGACCUGAUGUAUAGUUUUAAUACCACUGGUCAUCUGUGAAAAAGAGCUUCACAGCUCGUCAGAUUUCU
Lethenteron reissneri (Far Eastern brook lamprey) is the source of this 2275-nucleotide messenger RNA. RefSeq names its product ectonucleotide pyrophosphatase/phosphodiesterase family member 7-like. The record is from RefSeq and is a predicted model, not a curated record. NCBI's taxonomy places the organism in Eukaryota, Metazoa, Chordata, Hyperoartia, Petromyzontiformes, Petromyzontidae.